AUGAGAGCAGAAAACCCAGUUGAAACUAAAUCAAAAGCAACAAGAUUUGCUGAUCAAAACCAAGCACCAAAGUCACAAAACAUUAAAGGAACCAACAACAACAAUGCUUCAAAGAUGAAGUCUUCAUGGGGUUCACAUAUAGUAAAAGGCUUCACAGCAGAUAAAAAGACCAAAACACAAACAAUCACAGUGACGACCAAGAAACUUCCACCAGCAAGCUCAGACAACACAAACCAAAAGAACCCUCUUGUGAAUUCUCAUCCAAGAGUCAAAAGAUCACUCAUUGGUGAUUUAUCUUGCUCAGUUACAGGAAGCCAAAUACACCCACAAGCCUACCAGGGUAAUCACAGGAGACAAUCUUCAGGGUCAAGAGAUUUGUUUGUCGAAUUGGAUCAAUUAAGGAGCUUGCUUCAAGAAUCAAAAGAAAGGGAGUUUAAGUUGCAAGCAGAGUUAUCAGAGCUUAAGAGGAAUGGGAGAGUAGUGGAUCUUGAAAGGGAACUUGAAGCAAGAAAAAGCGAGGUGGAUGAGCUUUGUGAGAGAAUUGGGGUUUUGGAGUCUGAAAAAAGUGGUCUUUGUGAACAGGUGAAUGAGUUGUGUUUGAUUUCAGAGAAGAGAAAUGAAGAGGUGUUGAAAAGAGAAGGGAAUGAGAGUUUAGUGGGGAAUCUUGAAGUGGAAGUUGUGGAAUUGAGGAGAUUGAAUAAGGAGCUGCAGAUGGAUAAGAGGAAUCUUGCUUGCAAGCUCUCUUCCAUUGAAUCUCAAUUGGCUUCUCUUGCCAAGGCUUCUGAGAGUGAUAUUGUUGCAAAAAUUAAAGCUGAGGCAUCUUCUCUGAGGCAUACAAAUGAAGAUUUGUGCAAACAAGUUGAGGGUCUACAGAUGAGCAGACUAAAUGAGGUUGAGGAGCUAGCCUAUCUGAGGUGGGUCAAUUCAUGUUUAAGAGAUGAAUUGCGAAAUUCAUGCUCAACGAUCAAUUCUGAUAAGGCCUCAAGCCCCAAAUCGGCAGAGAGGAGGAAUGAAUCUGCUGGCUCAAUGUCUUGUCAGAGUGGUGAAUGCUUAGAAUAUAAUAGUAAAAGGAGAUUAAAUUUGAUUAAAAAGUUGAAGAAAUGGCCUAUUACUGAUGAAGAUUUGCCCUACUUAGAAUGCCAAGAUAAAAAUUGGGUCCUCUCGGAAGAUGGGAGAAGUCCAAGUAGAAGGCACUCUAUAAGUGGAUCAAAGUUCUGUGUAGAAGAUUUGGUACCAAACAGGAGAAGGCAAUCCGAUGGUUUUAUGUGUAUAAAAGAAAUAGAAAAUGAAGUAGAGCUUGUAAGUUCUGUAAAGUAUGAGUUGGAUAUAAUUCAAAGACCACAAAUCAUUGCAAACUGCCAAGAGACCAACAAAAUUGUAGGUCCAUUAGAUGUUGAGAAAAGGGCUUUGCGUGUUCCGAAUCCUCCUCCAAGACCCUCAUGUUCUGUUUCUGCUGAACCUAAAGAGGAAGGUUCAGCUCAAGUUCCACUCCCACCACCGCCUCCACCACCUCCUCCACCACCACCACCGCAACCUCCAAAGUUCUCAGUGAAGAGCACCACUGCAGGGGGUGCAGCGAGCACCUCAAGUCGUAGAAGAGACUCCAGAAAGGAGUCUUCAAAUGGAGGAAUCUGUGAUGCCUCAGAAGUUGCGAAUGUUCGGAGCAACAUGAUUGGCGAAAUCGAAAACCGAUCAUCACACUUGCUUGCGAUUAAGGCAGAUGUUGAAACUCAAGGAGAAUUUGUCAAUUCUCUGAUUAGAGAGGUCAGCAAUGCUGUUUACCAGGACAUUGAAGAUGUUGUGGCAUUUGUGAAGUGGCUUGAUGAUGAACUUGGAUUUCUUGUGGAUGAAAGGGCAGUCCUGAAGCACUUUGACUGGCCAGAAAAGAAAGCUGACACAUUGAGAGAAGCAGCAUUUGGGUACAGUGAUCUGAAGAAGUUGGAGUCUGAAGUUUCUUAUUACAAAGAAGAUCCCCGAGUUCCGUGUGACCUUGCUCUGAAGAAAAUGGUUGCUUUGUCUGAGAAGAUGGAACGUACUGUUUAUAGCCUUUUACGAACUAGAGAGUCCUUGAUGCGUAAUUGCAAAGAAUUCCAAAUUCCCUCUGAUUGGAUGCUUGACAAUGGGAUUAUUAGCAAGAUAAAGUUUGGCUCAGUUAAGUUGGCAAAGAAGUACAUGAAGAGGGUAGCUACGGAAAUCCAGUCGAGGGCAGCAGCACUAGAGAAAGACCCUGCUCUGGACUAUAUGCUCCUUCAAGGGGUUAGAUUUGCCUUCAGAAUCCAUCAGUUUGCUGGAGGAUUUGAUGCAGAAACAAUGCAUGCGUUUGAGGAACUUCGCAACCUUGCUCACCUUCUUAACAAAAAGUAA
This is a messenger RNA of Dovyalis caffra, 2364 nucleotides long. Lineage: Eukaryota; Viridiplantae; Streptophyta; Magnoliopsida; Malpighiales; Salicaceae. The record is from the annotation of a GenBank genome assembly.